AUGUCGCUCUUUAAAUUUGCCGCUUUUGUCCUGGGAACAGCUGGAUCUGUUGCCGGUCAUGGCUAUGUCACCAAGAUCGACGUUGAUGGCACCACCUACGGUGGCUACCUCGUCGAUACCUAUUCCUACGAGCCCGACCCUCCGAAGCUAAUCGCAUGGUCGACCACCGCCACUGACACCGGCUACGUGUCUCCAUCAGCUUAUGGUACUUCUGACAUUGUAUGCCAUCGUGGCGCUGAGCCCGGUGCGCUCUCUGCUGAGACUUUGCCCGGGGGCUCAGUCACCCUUUACUGGAACACCUGGCCAACCGACCAUCACGGGCCAGUGAUCACAUAUCUCGCCAAUUGCAAUGGCGACUGUGCUUCCGUUGACAAGUCAACCCUUAAAUUCUUCAAGAUCGAUGCUGGCGGCCUGGUUGAUAAUAGCGCCGUUCCGGGCACUUGGGCGACUGAUGAGCUGAUUGCGGCGGACUUCAGCCGAACAGUUACUAUCCCGUCGGAUAUUGCAAGUGGCAACUACGUGCUGCGUCAUGAGAUCAUCGCGCUGCACAGCGCGGGGAAUAAGGAUGGGGCGCAGAACUAUCCACAGUGUAUCAACUUGAAGAUCACAGGCAGUGGCACUGCAGCCCCAACCGGCACUCUUGGAACGGAAUUGUACAAGAACACUGAUGCAGGGAUUGGCGUUAAUAUCUGGAACGCGCUUAGCUCUUAUGCUAUUCCUGGUCCUGCACUCUACACCUCUGGUAGCGACAGUAACACUGCUACUUCUGGCGCUAGCCCCCCAUCCACAAACUUCUCUCCCACCACAACCGCUGCUGCAGCUACCACGACACUGUCCACUGUCGUGACCAGUGCCCAGAGUACAAGCGCUACCGUUGUCGCGGAACAGACAUCUGUUUCCUAUUCCCAGACGCCCUGGCCCUCAUCCACUGCUACUGAAGCCACCAGUGCCUCAAGUUCUGCAGGAGGAAGCAACAAUGGUCACACCGGCACACAUGAUGAAGCUGGACAUUGCCCUGCUCAUACUGGCAAGAAACGUUCCAGACUGAAUCGUAGAAGAAUGGCAUCCUGCAGCUCUCGUACCCAAAGUUGAAAUUGUAA
Messenger RNA from Aspergillus nidulans FGSC A4, 1100 nucleotides. RefSeq names its product lytic polysaccharide monooxygenase auxiliary activity family 9 protein. The transcript is spliced from 2 exons. Bases 1 to 1092 code for a protein of 363 amino acids. The record is from RefSeq and is a predicted model, not a curated record. NCBI's taxonomy places the organism in Eukaryota, Fungi, Ascomycota, Eurotiomycetes, Eurotiales, Aspergillaceae. Gene Ontology annotation, cellular component: extracellular region.